AUGGUGACUCCCGUGGGCGAGUUAAUUACUUAUGCAAAAGACAAUCGAAAUGGAUACAUCUCUUCCAUUCUGGCCUGGGUGCGAAUGUCCGAAGAAACGAUGGUUGAGCAACAUAACUUUGCAGGAUUUCAGCUGUAUAACCCUGCGUCCAGCAUGUUGUCUAACAUGACUUCCACCUACAAAACAGCGCUCAAUCAAACCAUCAAGUGUGACUCGAUUCUACGAAGCUGGCAACGCGCAACGUACCAUGGCUUGUUGGACACCACUCUUGAGACUGAUUCGGUCUGUGAUCAGGGCUGUGGCCUCUCCCUGAAGAAUUGGUAUGGCACGGUCAGUAUCGCCUGUGCGGGCCAAAAUAUCACUUCCCCCAGAGGCGAUGGUUUGCCGACUCGCAUAGGGGGAACUCUUUGGGCUGGCUAUAACGAAACAUACAUCAAGAAUCUCGAGACUGAUGCCUAUUGUGAUGACUUAAUUGACGGCUUCACUGACGUGGAGUUCUACUACGAAAUGCCCGAGGCUGAGCUUUGCUCCUAUUGCAACGUGGAAAAAUACCGCGUUAUGCAGUCCUCUCCUUACUCCGUCUACAACACCGGGCUAGAUCUCUCCUACCAAGAAACACUGGAAUACAUAUACGCCAUAUGCCCUGGCGAAUGUGGUCCCACAAAAAUCCACGCCCCAGUGAUCACCUUGGCCGAGGAUCCGGUGUCUUGCUUUACGGAAGCAAUUUACACGACCAAAGCUAAUGAUACAUGUGACUCGAUUGCGCAGACGCACUCCGUUGCAUCGGCUUCGUUACUGGAGUUUAACUCUAAGCUUCUUUACAACUGUACCGAGGUCACCGUCGGCAUUGAUCUGUGUCUGCCUCUGACCUGCGAUACUCUCUACAUCCUCCAGGAUGAGGAUACCAGCGACUCCAUUGAACUUGCGCAAGACUUGGACAUCAGGGUGAUCAGAAGAUACAAUCCCUGGCUCAACUUCUGGUGCGACAACCUGCAGACUACCACAUAG
Molecule: messenger RNA, 1008 nt
Organism: Penicillium soppii
Lineage: Eukaryota; Fungi; Ascomycota; Eurotiomycetes; Eurotiales; Aspergillaceae
Product: LysM peptidoglycan-binding domain-containing protein
Exons: 2
Coding region: 1-1008 (335 amino acids)
Source: RefSeq, a predicted model, not a curated record